This is a messenger RNA of Drosophila busckii, 1654 nucleotides long. RefSeq names its product chromosomal protein D1 (gene D1). Gene Ontology annotation, molecular function: DNA binding. The record is from RefSeq and is a predicted model, not a curated record. The coding region runs from base 378 to 1466 and encodes 362 amino acids. Lineage: Eukaryota; Metazoa; Arthropoda; Insecta; Diptera; Drosophilidae. Gene Ontology annotation, biological process: regulation of DNA-templated transcription. The transcript has 3 exons. Gene Ontology annotation, cellular component: nucleus; chromatin.
AUAAAGAACGAAGAUACAUAAGUAACAAGCGAAAACGACGCCAAGUCGAAUAUUAUUUUCAAAGGGAAUUUCAUUCGUAAGCGUGCGUGCCUGUUCAUUUUGCGGAGGUAAUUCAUAAAAGUGCAAAUAAAUAUAGUGAAAAAAUACAAGAAAAAAAGAAUUUCGCAGAGAAAAUUGCAACUUAGCGAAAAGAAAAAAGGCAUAAGGGCAAGCAAGCCGAGAACUUACAUAGAUACGGCGAAAACGCAUAUACGACUCAGUUAGAAGAAGAGCGCUGUGUAUCUUAAAAUUGAAAUCGACGCGCAUUUAAAGAAAGCGCGCAUAAUAUACAACGUAUAUAAAAAUAAUAAAAUAAAGAUACAAAUUUAUUAAUAAUAAUGGAGGACGGUUCUGCAUCUGUAAAAAAGCGUGGACGCCCUUCAAAAGUGCAUGCUGACCCAGCUGCUGAAGAUAGUCGUGAUUCCAGUCCGGGAGAAAAUAUGCCAACAAUACCCAAAAAACGCGGUCGUCCCGCCAAGGUAAAGAAGACGCCUUCGAAAGGCGACAUACCCGAAGACGAUGAGUUGCUCGAGGUAAAUGGUGAGGCGCCAAAAUCGGCCGGACGUGGGCGCCCACGUAAGAUUGUUUCACUACAAGAGAGCAGCGGUAACGACGACGACGACGACAAUGAUGAUGAUAACGAUGAUGGGGGCUCGUCUUAUGAAGAUAAUGCUAAGUCGCCAAAGCAAAAAUCACCAUCGUCCGCCAAGCGUCGCAAGCUAGGCAGGCCGCGCAAGAUACAGACCAGUGACCAGGAAGAAGAUGAAGAUUAUGAGGAAGAACAUCGCCCUGUAGGUCGUCCAGCCACUGGUGCUGUUAAUUUGAAUAUCGUGCGUACUGGCCGCGGUCCUGGUCGUCCCAAGAAAGCAAAGAAGGCGGCAGCGGCCGCCGCUGGCGAAAAUGGUGACGAAGCACCAAGAAAACGCGGACGACCCCCAACAAAUGGUACCAAGGCUGCUUACAGUUACGUGCCUACGGGUCGGCCACGCGGCCGCCCAAAGGCAGUGGCCAGUGCUGACGAUGGUUGUGCACCGAUGCCUGCCAUGAGUUAUGUGCCAACGGGUCGGCCACGCGGUCGCCCAAAAGUAGUUGUCAGUGCUCACGGUGCUGAACAAUCUAAGGCAGCGGAUGAAGAGUCUGGUAAUGAGGAGGAAUCGGCUGAUGGCGAUGAAGCUGUUCCCGUUACCACUCCAAAAAAGCGCGGGCGUCCUGCAAUGGGCGGGUCAGCUAGUAAGCCACGCGGACGACCACCCAAGGUGUCUAAAGUUGAUGAAUCUGCUAGUAGCGAGGACGACAGCUUUGACACCACUACUGACAAUGAAGCCAAGGAACCGAAGAGCAAUGUCACUGCAGAGCGCAUUAAUUCCCCAGACAAUGGCGAUGAGGGAGCUGAAAAUGAGUCCACUGAGCUCGUUGCCAAUUGGUAGGCAACUAACAUAGUAUUUAAGCAAUCAGAUUAUCAAAAACCCCAGCAAACAUAUUUACAUAUAUACAUAUACUAUAUAUAUAUCGUAACAAAUUUAAACAAAAAAUUCAACUUGCACUCAACUUUCUGGAAGUACAGUUCUCAGCCGCAAAACGAAUUCAAUUUACACCUACACUGUGCAAAAAAAAA